Messenger RNA from Anopheles merus, 2495 nucleotides. RefSeq names its product serine/threonine-protein kinase VRK1 (gene ball). The record is from RefSeq and is a predicted model, not a curated record. Bases 402 to 2393 code for a protein of 663 amino acids. Gene Ontology annotation, biological process: signal transduction; peptidyl-serine phosphorylation. Gene Ontology annotation, cellular component: nucleus; cytoplasm. NCBI's taxonomy places the organism in Eukaryota, Metazoa, Arthropoda, Insecta, Diptera, Culicidae. Gene Ontology annotation, molecular function: protein serine/threonine kinase activity; ATP binding. The transcript is spliced from 3 exons.
UGAAGAUGCUUUAAAUUGUAGUAUGCUGAGAGGAAAAAAAUAAGUAAAAACCCGAAAUGUAGUUUACACAGCUCAUGUUAGUAAUUGAGGACCUUACGACAGCCAACGAUUUUGCUUGUGAUUAUUCUCAACGGUACGAAUCAUUAUCCAAAUUGGCGGCCGGGAAAUCUUUUUGCUUUGCUAGUUCCGCUACUGUCCACCGCACGUGAUGGCGCUCGCCGAACAAACGUCACCGUUCAAACUGCCAUAAACGUCAACUAACGUCAAAUUCCGAUUGGCGGCCAUCCCGCAUCACAAUAACGAAAAUUUACCCGACUCGAUCGGCGCGCGCUUGUUUUCGUGCCGGGCUGAGCAUCAGUUUUGAAGCGCUUUUCUCUGUGUGUGUCUUUUCUGGCCUAGCAAUGUCCCGCCGGAAACCAGGGCCGGCUGAUGCAGGCGGUGCCAAGCGCCCGAAGCGUGCCAACAAUCUGUACACCCGGCCGGAGAAGAUCCCGCUCGGGACGGUCUUAACCGAUGCGCUUAACGUACCGUGGAAGGUGGGACCAUCGAUCGGUGCUGGCGGGUUUGGGGAGAUUUACUGCGCGUACUGCUUCACCCAUGCUGCCCCGAAAACGGUCGCCGAUUAUCCCAACGUUGUGAAGAUCGAACCGCAUGAGAAUGGGCCACUGUUUGUCGAGACUCACUUCUACCGUAAAAUAUGCAAGGUGGACGACAUCGAACGGUACCGGAAGCUGCGCAAGCUGAAACACCUGGGCAUGCCGCAGUACCUUGCCAGUGGAUCGCACACGCUGAACGGUGUCAAGCAUCGGUUUCUGGUGAUUCCCCGGUUCGGUGCCAGCUUGCAGUCGGUUUACGUACAGAACGGCAACUGUCUGCCGCUGGCAACUGUAUGCCGCGCUGCGAUGCAGAUGCUGGACGUGCUGGAGUACAUCCACUCGAACCAGUACGUGCACGCGGAUCUGAAGGGCGAUAACAUUCUGUUCGGGAUGGGUGAUCGUGGCCGAGAGCGGCUGUAUCUGGUCGAUUUCGGCAUGGCGAGCCGGUUCGUGGUGGAGGAUCAGUUCAAGCCGGACCCGCGCAAGAAGCACAACGGUACGAUCGAGUACACGUCGCGCGACGCUCACCAGGGCGUGAUGACGAUGCGGGGUGAUCUGGAGAUAUUGGCCUACAAUAUGAUCGAGUGGGCCGGGGGCAGUUUGCCCUGGAAGGAGGACAAGCUGCUGAAGGAUUGCAACAAGGUGCAGCAGAUGAAGGAGGAAGGUAUGGGCGAUGUGGCCGGUUUGCUGAAGCGCAGCUUCCGGAAGCAUGUGGCUGUGCCAAAGGUGUUGCAGCCGUUUCUGGAAUUUGUCCACGGGAUGCGCUACAACGAAACGCCCAAGUACACCGCUUGUACUAAAAUAUUCGAAAAGGCGCUCAAAACGCUGGGAGCAUCGAAUACGGGCGUGCUCGAGGUAAGCAUUGCUAACAGCACGAACGUGAACGAUUCCUCGGGCCCGAUGAACAAAACGAAGGGAAAGAAACGCCGGACACUGGACACCUCGGUAUCGAACGGGCUGGCCGACACGGUACCGAACACGCCGGAAGACGACGACGAGCACAGCGACAGAGCGCGCACCCCGAAACGAAAUCAAAGGUCAGCCGUGCAAAGUCCUUCGCUGGUAAAGCAAUCGAAAGGGCGCACCACGAACCGAUCGCACACGGUGGUAGCGGACACGGUGCCCAACACGCCGGAGGACGAUGAUGAAGAUUCGCCCGUGCUCUCGCAAAGAGCUAAGCGCAGAAUGGACCGUGCCGAUGCGUCUGCCAUUGCUGCUGCGGCUGCAUCACCCAGGGUGAAAAAACCUCUCCUGCCUAACCCACAGAAAAUGGCUUUGCCUGACACGGAGCCAAACACUCGGUACGAUGAGGAGGAGGACGAGCAGGACGAAGAGGAAGCAGCAGCACAGCUUUCCCGUGCCCUAUCGAAAGUGAGACGAAACCCGAAGAAGGAACCAAUGGAACCACCGCGUGGAGGGAAGGCGCACGGUGCAAAGGUAGCUGUCGAAGAAAAUCGAUCCACCCGGCGCAAGGAGAAAACGGUCACGGUGGUACAGAGUGCGUCAGCGCAGGGUAUAAACAUACGCAUCGAAACGCCGAGAAAGAAGCGCACGCGAAAUGCAGAUACUUCCCAGUCGCCCCAGGAAAUCACCAUCCAGCUGACGCUGAACGCAAACGUGUCGGUCAAUGCGCGGGGCAAGAAGAAUGGCACCGUUGUGAUUAGUGCGGCCCAGCAGAACAUGUCGAUGGAGUCGAGCAGGAAUGACGAAUCGCUGGAAGCAUCGCAGGAUGUUAUCGAUAUCUCGUCGGCCACCGAGGACCACAACGUAUCGCGAAGUUUGUUUGAUGAUUAUUGAUGAAACCUUUAGACGGGUGUUAAAACGUGUUUCGUUUGAUUUAGUGGUUUUGCGUAUGUGUUUGCAGUAAUUGUUAAAUUAAUGCUCAUUGGCAAAGAUAGG